Laccaria bicolor S238N-H82 is the source of this 615-nucleotide messenger RNA. RefSeq lists its product as uncharacterized. The transcript has 4 exons. Lineage: Eukaryota; Fungi; Basidiomycota; Agaricomycetes; Agaricales; Hydnangiaceae. Bases 1 to 615 code for a protein of 204 amino acids. The record is from RefSeq and is a predicted model, not a curated record.
AUGAUCCACCGCAAUGUUCGUAACUCAGCCAAUUACCGACGUCUUAGACUUGCGCCAUACAAAAUCAACACGAAUGGAACUAGGCUGAGCGUGGGCACCGCUAGAAUGUCACGGUCCCAAGCCACUCUAGCGGACGAGGACAAGGCCUCCGACGUUGUUAUGCCAGAGGCCUUCCAGUAUGAGGAACUCCGCGCCGCUCAUGCUUUGGACGACGUGAGGACCCUAAGUCCUGACACCCCAACGUUCCCGUCGCCUUUCGCACAGGCCUUACAGGCCGAGAACCACAGUCUCGCACAGGCAUUUCAGGGCCAGAACCACAGUCCCCCGGCUUCUGUGUUUGUUGCAUUGCAGCAGCAUCAGUAUCACACGGAGGAUCUCCCCAUGGUGCUCAGCUCCAGGAAUACAAGCCCGAGUCCCAUGUCCGAAUUUGAUAUAGAAGGCGAUAGUUCCGAGAGCGCGGAGAUGAUGGCUUCUCUUACGGAGCGGGUUCAAGAGCUAUCAGACUCUUUACAAGGGCUGUUAGAGUCUUUAGCACGCAAAGAGGAUGAACAGCCCACCAGGGUGAUGGAAAUCAAGGUAGACGGUUCUACCUUGUGUUCCAUUGCUUUCAAGUAG